Molecule: messenger RNA, 2133 nt
Organism: Myotis davidii
Lineage: Eukaryota; Metazoa; Chordata; Mammalia; Chiroptera; Vespertilionidae
Gene: N4BP1
Product: NEDD4 binding protein 1
Exons: 8
Biological process (GO): negative regulation of protein ubiquitination; negative regulation of proteasomal ubiquitin-dependent protein catabolic process
Cellular component (GO): PML body; nucleus
Source: RefSeq, a predicted model, not a curated record
CUCUUGCAGGAGUACAUCAAGGGCGUCUGCGAGCCGGAGCUGGAGGAGCGCGAGCACUACCCCAAGGCCAUGCACUGCAUCUUCGUGGGCGCGCAGGGCCUGUUCCUCAAGAGCCUGAUCCAGGACACCUGCGCCGACCUCUGCGUGCUGGACGUGGGGCUGCUGAGCCGCGAGAGCCUGCCCAGCUGCCAGAAGGAGUCGGAGGUGAAGAGGGAGUUCAGGCAGGUCGUGGAGGCGCGCGCCGACAACUACACCAUGGACUUGCUGAUCCUGCCCACGUCCCUGAAGAAGGAGCUGUUGGCGCUCACGCUGGGGGAGGACGCCCUGUUUGAGGCGGGGGACGAUGACAUCAUUGAGAUCAGAGCGCCCAGUGAGCCAGACGGGCUAAGCCCAGACGUGAAAGACACCACCGAGGAGAUGGAGCACAACAUCCUGGUGAACUUCUUCAAGACCAUGGGCUACUCGCAGGACAUCGUGGAGAAGGUCAUCCGGGAGUACGGGCCGUCCGCCGAGCCCCUGCUGCUGCUGGAGGAAAUCGAGAAGGAGAACCGGCGGAGCCAGGAGGAGCGGGAGUCGGCGCCUGCCACCGGGCACCCCGAGACCAGCAAAAACAAACACAAGGGAGUUUGUAGCAGCACCAACGAGUUCACCGAGGAUUCCACCCCAAAGAAAACGCAAGCUCAGCAAAAUACGGUGAAGAAAUUUUCUCCGCUACCGUUCAAAGCGGAAUCAAAACCGUGUACCUCAAACUGCAGAAUGAACGCUUACAAAACAGGGCCGAUGGAGCAGAGGCUGGAGCCCUGGGGCCCGCACCCCAACUACGGCGGGAACAUGGACCUGGAAAUCGAUGGCUUUGCCCCCUCCGUCGCCCCCUCGAGCCCCAGUUUUGUUUCGAGGGGAGUGUCAGGUCACCAGCCCAGGAUUCCAGUUUUCCCCGAGAAUGGGGUGCAGCCGCACGGAGAGGCCCUGCUCCCCAACCAUCUCAAGUCGGCCUGUGAGAGCCGGGCCGGCUGCCUCGGCUCCCCGCAGUCCAGGCCGAACUGCCAGCCCCUCCCGCCCACGCCGCUGCCCCCGCUGGGGCUCUCGGCCGGGUUCUCCGAUCACAUCGACUCCUCAGUGACGGGGGUGCAGAGGUUCCGAGACACCCUGAAGGUGCCCUACAAGCUGGAGCUGAAGAACGAGCCGGGGAGGACGGACCUGAAGCACAUCGUCAUCGACGGGAGCAACGUCGCCAUCACUGUGCUUGCUCUCCUUCGCUGUGCUGUUGGCAGUUCCUCCGGGGAAGCCCAGCGAAUGGCCACAGCUGCCCUGUUAUCUAAGGAAAGUGUAAGUGCGGCUGCAGCCACAGCCCGCCAGCACCAGUUCCUCAUUGUCUCAAUGUUUGGACCAAAUGAUGAUAUAAAAUGUAGGUCACGAUUGUGCCCCACUCCCUCCCGAACAGAGCAGCACUUCCUGACGCAGCUGCAGGAGCUGGGCAUCCUGUCCCUGACCCCCGCCCGCAUGGUCUUCGGGGAGCGGAUCGCGUCCCACGACGACAGGUUCCUGCUACACUUAGCGGACAAAACCGGUGGCAUCAUCGUAACGAAUGACAACUUCAGAGAAUUUGUGACCGAGUCGGUGUCCUGGAGAGAAAUUAUUACAAAGAGGCUGCUCCAGUACACCUUCGUGGGGGACAUAUUCAUGGUUCCCGACGACCCCCUGGGAAGGAGCGGACCCCGAUUAGAAGAGUUUCUUCGGAAGGAAGUCUUCCUUAGCCCCGACUCGGAGCAGCGGCUGAAGAUCGACCAGAUCCUGGCGGCCCACCCCUACAUGAAGGACCUGAACGCGCUGUCGGCCAUGGUGCUGGACUGAGCGCGGCCGCGCACUGUGAAGAGGCGGCCGGGAGAGGAACGGACCCCGAUUUGUGCAUAAACCCUGGGUUUUCCAGCCAGCUCUUUUCUACAUAAACGAUGCUGCUAUCAGAGGACCGGUUCCUGUCGGAGGAGAGUCUGCAUUCUCUGCCUGCUCAGACUGUUUCCUAGCAGUGACUCGAGUGUAAUGACAUUUUUAUGUUUUUUAAACUAUUUUCCUUAAAGCUGAAAAUAUUGACAAAUGAAUAUGAUUAGCCUUUCUAAAUAAAACAACAAAACAAAA